This is a messenger RNA of Durotheca rogersii, 1245 nucleotides long. Its product is annotated as oxidoreductase. Gene Ontology annotation, molecular function: acylglycerone-phosphate reductase (NADP+) activity; triacylglycerol lipase activity. The record is from RefSeq and is a predicted model, not a curated record. The transcript has 3 exons. Gene Ontology annotation, biological process: phosphatidic acid biosynthetic process; triglyceride catabolic process. Bases 316 to 1152 code for a protein of 278 amino acids. Gene Ontology annotation, cellular component: endoplasmic reticulum; lipid droplet. NCBI's taxonomy places the organism in Eukaryota, Fungi, Ascomycota, Sordariomycetes, Xylariales, Xylariaceae.
UGCGGCAUAUGCGUAAGUAACGAAACACGAAGCGGCCCUGGAAGACUUGACAAAAGCUGCCCCUGCAAAUAUACGCCCUUAUAGUGACACGAGCGCCCCUAUUGCCUUAGGCGAAAGCUUAAAGGGGUGUUAAUAGCUUCCAUCCGCACGGGUAGACCCAAGAUAACCAACCCUUCAUCCCGUCCGGGAAUUCGAACUCGACGCUAAUUAGUUGCUAGCUUUUACUCUCUGUCUCGUAUCAGCUCAUUUCGGCCAUAAUAUCUCAUCGUCGUUUACAUCCUUGAACUGCAAAGAUCCCCGCACGCCACUCUGAGAAUGGAGGCCAGGAAGACCGUCCUGGUUACUGGCUGCAGUGAAGGGGGAAUCGGCGAGGCGCUUGCGAGGGAGUUUCAAGCCCGGGGCCUACACGUCUUCGCCACUGCGCGGUCCGAGUCUAAGAUGGCGUCUCUGCAUAAGCUCGCAAACGUCACGGUACUGCCGCUGGACGUCACCUGCACCGACUCCAUCGCCGCCGCCGUUACUGCAGUCUCUGCGAAGACAGGCGGGAAACUCGAUUACCUCGUCAACAAUGCGGGCACGCAGAUCGUGAUGCCAGUCCUCGACUUCGAUAUCCAGCAGGCCAAGGCCAUGUUUGACGUGAACCUGUGGGGGGUCCUCGCCAUGGUACAGGCGUUCAUGCCUCUCAUUCUGGCUACGAAGGGGACCAUCGUCAACCUGUCAUCCAUCGGCGCGCUAUCGUGGCUGCCUUAUAAAGCGGUUUACGGUAGUAGCAAAUCCGCCGUUGUUACUUUGAGCGAGGGUCUCCGCGUGGAGCUGAAGCCGUUCGGGGUCAAGGUAGCCACCGUUUUGGUGGGAGGCGUCGACACCAACAUAUUUGAAAACGCACCCGAGUACCAUCUCCCGCCUGGCUCGCUCUAUAAGCCUAUUGAGAAGGAGAUCGGCGAUUGCGCCACUGGACGGGACAUAUCUGAGGGCAUGCUGGGCAGACGAGAAGACUUUGCCUACUCGCUAGUUAAGGACAUUCUCGGCGGGGCCACUGGGAAAAUAUUCAGAGGCAACGCAGCGUCUAUGGUCAGAAUAUUAGCGGCCAUACUCCCAGACUUUGUCAUGGAUCGUGUUGUAGCGUGGAAUACAGGGCUAAAUCGUAUAUAACACGAGUGGGGGGUUGGGACGUAUUGAAGGUUUUAAUGGUGCCCGAGUCUUACUCCUGACCGGUUCAAUGCCCGUAAGUAGGCCGGGGCCACU